AUGGACAUGCCCAACACUAUGCCCCAUUCUCAUGGCACCGAGCCCAUGCCAGUCGUCUUCCACACCAAGAUGGCCACUGCGCUGUUUUCCGAAUCAUGGACACCGCGGACGCCAGGACAGUACGCCGGUACUUGCCUCGCUCUCAUUGUCUUUACCAUCAUACUACGUACUCUGAUUGCCUUUAAACCCAUGCUAGAAGCGAUAGUGUGGGUAGGGGAGUAUGAGAAGAGCCACUUGAGAGUCGUGGAGGAGGCCGCGCGGAAAGAAAGUUCAUCUCCUCCUACAACAAGAUCGAUUUAUCUCAGAGUUGCGUAUGGUGCCUAUGAGGUUAUCAUUGCCCUUCUAGGGUAUCUCUUCUGCAACGACCUGGCAGAUGGACGGAGUAAAGAAGCCGAGCGACAUCCCGAACAGGCUCGCGGGCCAUCAUCAAGCCGCGUCCUCGUCCACCACGCGACGUGGGCCUCAUUCGAAGAUGCCGUCGCUGCUGGCUGCGACCUGUGUACCUCCAUACAUGAGGAACUGGUGGCAGAGCGUCUGAUACCUGACAGCCAACCCGAUACGGCGCGAUUGGUCUGUCGAACCGGAGCUAGCUUUUACCUGUUGAGGAACCAAGGCGAUGAGCACGCGGAGUCUUUGCGCCUGGUGGAAGGUGACAUAGCCCAGGAGGAUAGAGUUCUCACCACUGCGAGAAAUUGGCUUGGAGAUUGCAUUUCAAACCAUGCAGACUAUUGCGGGAAGGAUACGAGUGGGUUUGUUCCGACGAGGCUGCUUGACCUUGGGAGCCCAGGAAGUGAUGAAGUGCGGCUGUCGACGUCUGUUCCUACCCAUGAGAAGUAUGCCACUCUCAGUCAUUGCUGGGGCAAGUCCCAGAUCUUGACGUUGCGACGAGCCAAUAUGAAAUCUUUUCGGGCUGGUAUCCGAGUUGAAACGCUGCCCAAGACCUUUCGAGAUACCAUUUCCAUCCUGAGGAAACUUGGACUGCGUUAUCUCUGGAUCGAUUCCCUUUGCAUCAUCCAAGAUUCAGUUGACGACUGGCGAAAGGAGUCCAUCACAAUGGCUGAAGUUUAUCGCAACGGCGUCAUCAACAUUGCCGCGACGGCUGCUUCUGGUGGAAAUGAUGGGCUUUAUUUCAAACCCCAUCCAAUUCACUCCAGGCAUCUUCGAAUAUCCUUCACUCAGCCCAUUGAUGGCACUUCCCCCGAGGAAACGGGCAACGGGCAAAGAUCAAAUGUUGUGGAAUUUGGAGAUUACUUCCUUCUGAAUAGCAAAAUCUGGCAGCGUGGCGUCGAGGAGGCUCCUCUAAACACGCGUGGCUGGGUUCUACAGGAGCGCCUCUUCUCCCCGCGAGUUGUUCACUUUUCACGUCACCAGCUAUUUUGGCAAUGCGGCAUGGACUACCGAAUAGGACAGUUUGCGUACUCGAAUGAUCGUAUAGGAUCCUUUGGCAAGGCCUACACCAACCGUGAUCCACGCGCAUUUUCUCAAGUCCUUUGGCGUCUGAAACGCAUGGCAAAGGAGAAGAAGGAUCCGUUCAUCCUCGAAGAGGCGUACCUUCCUUGGGAAGAAGUCGUGACGACGUACACGGCGCAGCACUUGACCAAAGGCGAGGACAAGCUUAUUGCAGUACAAGCGCUGGCGAAAGCUAUGGAGGAGGCGGUAGACGAUUGCUAUGUCGCAGGACUGUGGGAGAGCCGGCUGGUUGAGGAUUUGCUGUGGGUGUGUUCGGCGCCGGGUGAGAGGGCGACAUACUCGCGUCAGACGACGUGGCGCGCUCCUACGUGGAGCUGGGCUUCGAUUGACGGCGGGGCGGUCAAGAAGGCGACGUUGACUGGGAGAUAUGCUGGGCGGAAAGUGUUUGAAGGAGAAGCUCUUGUCAAGAGUAUUAAGCACUACGUGAAGGGGUAUGACGGGGUGACGACGGGACAGCUCAAGAGUGCUCGUCUACAGCUCGAAGGUUGCCUUCUGAAGAGUGCCAUAUCCUGGGAAGGAGAAGCAGUGUUGAGCGACGGCCACGUCAAGGGCAUCGGAAUGAGAUCCCUCGAUCCUAGAAUUCGCACCUUCAUUGUUUGUCCAGACGAGUGGACCUGGGAUGGGAAUGACAAACCCAACUAUCAGCUGCCAGCAGGCAGCAUCCUGCUUCCGAUAGGAACCCAUCCCGCCUACAAGGCUACUGGAACGGACCCGAGUCCGUGUAUUGAAGGCUUGGUAUUGCACGAUGCCGGUCGGAACGAAAGUCUAUCGUUCUAUCGCGCAGGCUACUUCAAGCUAGUCGCGGAAGGAACCAUCAUCAACGCUUGUUUGACAGGGCAAGCAGGAGCAUUGUUUGCGAGGCACGAGAGCGCGUCUGGCGAUGGAACUUGUGCUUUGAACUUGUUCUAA
Molecule: messenger RNA, 2379 nt
Organism: Colletotrichum lupini
Lineage: Eukaryota; Fungi; Ascomycota; Sordariomycetes; Glomerellales; Glomerellaceae
Product: heterokaryon incompatibility protein
Exons: 5
Coding region: 1-2379 (792 amino acids)
Biological process (GO): copper ion transmembrane transport
Cellular component (GO): membrane
Molecular function (GO): copper ion transmembrane transporter activity
Source: RefSeq, a predicted model, not a curated record